CAAGAUCGAGUCCUGUGUGCUCUUCCGACUGAACCCACUGGGUGCCCCAGGGUGCCUCGGUUUCAAAGCAGCUGCAAGUCCUUUGGGGAGAAGGCCCUGCCAUGUCCCGCCGGCUGGGCUGGCCUGUCCUGUACAGCCUGGCGGCACUGCUGCUCAGCUGCCUGCUCUUCCUGAAGAAGGAGGCCAAGCCGGUGGGGGGCUCCGCGGCCCGCCAGCCCUUCUGGGCUCCCCCAGGGCCCCGCCGCAGCCAGUGUCCCCCCAACCACACGGUGGCUAACGUCUCCCUGUCCUUGCCUAGCCGUCACCGCCUCUUCCUGACCUAUCGUCACUGCCGCAACUUCUCCAUCUUGCUGGAGCCUUCGCGCUGUGCCGAGGACACCUUCCUGCUCCUGGCCAUCAAGUCGCAGCCUGGCCACGUGGAGCGGCGCGCGGCCAUCCGCAGCACGUGGGGCCGCGUGGGGGACCGGGCUCGGGGCCGGCGGCUGAAGCUGGUGUUCCUCCUGGGGGUGGCGGGCCCUGCGCCCCCCGCCCAGCUGCUGGCCUACGAAAGUCGGGAGUUCGACGACAUCCUGCAGUGGGACUUUGCGGAGGACUUCUUCAACCUGACCCUCAAGGAGCUGCACCUGCAGCGCUGGGUGGCGGGUGCCUGUCCUCACGCCCACUUCAUGCUAAAGGGGGACGACGACGUCUUCGUCCAUGUCCCCAAUGUGCUGGAGUUCCUGGAUGGCUGGGACCCAGCCCGGGACCUCCUGGUGGGAGACGUGAUCCGCCAGGCCCUGCCCAACAGGAACACCAAGGUCAAGUACUUCAUCCCCCCAUCCAUGUACCGGGCCCGCCACUACCCGCCCUACGCCGGGGGUGGGGGAUAUGUCAUGUCUAGAGCCACCGUGCGGCGCCUCCAAGCGGCCGUGGAAGAGGCCGAACUCUUCCCCAUCGACGACGUGUUCGUGGGUAUGUGCCUGAGGAAGCUGGGCGUGAGCCCCACGCACCAUGCUGGCUUUAAGACAUUUGGAAUACGGCGGCCCCUGGACCCCCUAGACCCCUGCCUGUACCGAGGGCUCCUCCUGGUGCACCGCCUCAGCCCCCUGGAGAUGUGGACCAUGUGGGCGCUGGUGACAGAUGAGGGGCUCAGGUGUGCAGCGGCCCCCUUGCGUCCGCUCCAGGGGGCGGGCUGAGUGAGGAGAGCCCGCGCUGAUUCUCCCCUCAUGACGACAAACUGAGAACCGUGCCCCUUACCCUGAGGGUCUAUAGGAAAUGCUAACCUCGCUUUUGUACCCCCCCAACCUUGCUAACUCUGAUUAAAAACACCGAAACCUCG
Molecule: messenger RNA, 1318 nt
Organism: Mustela erminea (ermine)
Lineage: Eukaryota; Metazoa; Chordata; Mammalia; Carnivora; Mustelidae
Gene: B3GNT4
Product: UDP-GlcNAc:betaGal beta-1,3-N-acetylglucosaminyltransferase 4
Exons: 2
Coding region: 102-1175 (357 amino acids)
Cellular component (GO): membrane
Molecular function (GO): hexosyltransferase activity
Source: RefSeq, a predicted model, not a curated record